Molecule: messenger RNA, 1642 nt
Organism: Micropterus salmoides (largemouth bass)
Lineage: Eukaryota; Metazoa; Chordata; Actinopteri; Centrarchiformes; Centrarchidae
Gene: sdf2
Product: stromal cell-derived factor 2
Exons: 3
Coding region: 55-735 (226 amino acids)
Source: RefSeq, a predicted model, not a curated record
AAAAAUUAUACAAAUCACUGAGAGGCAUCAGGGGCUUCUCGGGCUUUAGUAGGAAUGGGUAACUUAAACUGUGCUGAUCUUUCACACGCCCUACCAACGCUUUUAUUUUUGUUAUCCUGCAUAUUUGGGCUGUCCCUCGGUACGGAACUGAGUUAUGUGACAUGCGGAUCGGCCAUUAAACUGAUAAAUAUUAAGCACAAUGUGAGACUACACUCGCACGACGUACGCUACGGAUCCGGGAGCGGGCAGCAGUCUGUAACAGGGGUGACUGCAGUGGAAGAUAGUAACAGCUACUGGAGUGUUCGAGGGGCAAGUGACGCCUUGUGCCAUCGGGGUACCCCGGUCAAGUGCGGGCAGACGAUCCGCCUCACCCAUGUCAACACAGGCCGUAACCUUCACAGCCACUACUUCACCUCCCCACUGUCCUCUAAUCAGGAGGUGAGUGCGUUUGGCGACGAAGGGGAAGGAGACCACCUAGACGAGUGGACAGUUCAGUGUGGGGGAUCUGUAUGGAAGCGCGAGGAGGCUGUACGCUUCCGUCACAAGUCCACUGACGCGCUGCUGUCAGUGACAGGGGAGCAGUAUGGACGGCCGAUCCAUGGUCAGAGGGAAGUUCACGCCAUGAUGAGCCCCAGCCAGCACAGCCUGUGGAGGGCCAUGGAGGGCAUCUUUAUGAAGCCCAGUGAGAGUCCAGUUGGCAGCCGAGACUACAGUCACCCACACACAGAGUUCUGAACUUGACUUUUCUUCUCCGCUUCGGUCGCUUCAAGUUUUCCUCUCUGUCUACCACCAUAUACCUACCUCUGGCCCCAGUUACAUCUGUACCAGCAGCUUCUUCCCCUCCCGUCUUGUCUCAUUUUGCUAUCUCAUUAACUUUUGACAGUCAUCUUUUGAGAAGUCUGUCAUCGAUCAGAGUACAAUGACUUCAUCUUAUCGAUCCAUACCAACCUCUGUCACAAUCAUUGUGUUUUAGGAAACACUACUUGAAUUCUCAAAGAUCCAGCAGCCACACUCUGACAGCUAACACUAUUUGAAUACUUGAUGGUCUCAACAGGUACAAGAAGUAUUGUUACAUUAGGUAUUAAAUGCUGCUUUACAGUAAAAGGCUAAUCUUUAUUACAGUUUGUGACAUUUUACAUCCAAGAAAAGGGGUUCCUCUCAGAACACAGUGCUGAUUUUGCAGAUGAAGUGAGGACUAAAAAAAUAGUGUUACACUUGUGCCUUUCUCCGUUUUUAAGAAGAAGUAGGUGUUUACAUUGUGGAUCCUUUUAAAGGUUUGGAAACAUAAUGAUUUUAUUAUGUUUUCAUAUUUUUGUAAGCCAUAUUCUACUCAAACAGUGGGUAAACAGUGUUACUAUGGUAAAUGACUCCCCCUGUCCCCCUUCAAGCCAGAUUCAGUGUUGCAUAUAAAGUGUCGGACGCUAACUGACAUGAGAGAAUAAGCAGUUUUGUCUGUGGAGGUGUUUUUUCAUUUUUAAUGUAUCUCAUUGUACUGGAUGCUGUUUAUUAGGAGGAAGUAUAGUGUUUUGCUGUCUUGCUGUCUGUGCAUGCAUAUGUGUUAGAUCAACGCUUUGUUCCAGAGGUUCAUAAGAACGACAAACAUGCAGUGAAUACCUCAUAUUAAAUGGAUUUUUUUAUGCAU